Fusarium keratoplasticum is the source of this 1248-nucleotide messenger RNA. Its product is annotated as Conserved oligomeric Golgi complex subunit 8. The record is from RefSeq and is a predicted model, not a curated record. The coding region runs from base 1 to 1248 and encodes 415 amino acids. Gene Ontology annotation, biological process: cytoplasm to vacuole targeting by the Cvt pathway; intra-Golgi vesicle-mediated transport. Lineage: Eukaryota; Fungi; Ascomycota; Sordariomycetes; Hypocreales; Nectriaceae. Gene Ontology annotation, cellular component: COG complex. The transcript has a single exon.
AUGGCUGAGGCGCUGCGAGACCUGCUCGCUCCUGACCAGCAGGCUGACCCUGGCGCAUUGGAGUAUCUGAUAUACCUUGCAGAACAGCAGUCCGACUUCUUGCAAACCUCCGAGCCUCAGGUCCUUUCUCAGACGUCCCACUCACUCCUCCUGGCUGUCCAGGCACUUUCGAAGCGGUCACAUAAACCCGUCGUCGAGUCGGCAGCCAGCCAUGCCACGUUACGGCAGUCGCUGCCAACACUGGCCCAGCGAGCUUCCGAUCUUGUCCAAGCAGUACCUCGCCUUGAUGCGCAGGCAGAGCACUUCUCGUCCGCCUUUGGAAAGGCGAGCGAGAGCAAGUUGCUGGCUCGAAGAAAACAAGCCCUGCUACUCCUUCGAAACUCGGAGCGCCUCGUCGAUGUGAUGGAGAUGCCCCUGCUUCUUUCAUCUGCUGUCUCGGCCACCCCCGUCAACCAUUCGUCCACUCUCGAGCUCUAUGCCCACGUCCGUCGCCUGGCAUCCCUCUACCCAGAUUCACCCCUCGUCACAUCAGUUCUGGAGGAGGCGGACGCUGCCAUUCGCCAGAUGGCAGCUGAUCUCGUUGGCACGCUGAAGGCGCCCAAUCUGAAGCUGGCUGCCGCUGUUAGGACGAUCGGCUGGCUGAAGCGCAUUAUCCCAGACCUGGUUACAGACACACCGACUGAGGAUGCCCUCCCUGCUGUUUUCUUGGUCUGUCGCUUGGCCACACUUUUGACGACACUGGAAGCGUUAGAACCUCUCAGAGAUCUUGCCGACGAGGAACGCCUUCGGCAGGACAAGGCAGCUAGCUCAUGGUCUGGUGGGCAACAGACCGAGCGCUAUCUCAAGCGGUUCAUUGAGAUCUUCCGUGAGCAUAGCUUCAGCAUAGUCUCUGUCUUCAAGAGCAUAAGCUCGAGCUUUGCUCCACCAGCUGAGCACGAUGCCGACCCCUUGCGAUUGUUGCCGUCACCAAUGGCCACAUUUCCCCUCCACCUCGUUGAGAUGCUCGUCGAGACUUUGCGCAUUUAUCUGCCCACAGUCAAAGACCAGACGUCAAGGGAGAGCAUUUUGACGCAGGUCCUCUACUGUGCGGGUAGUCUCGGCAGACUGGGGGCUGAUUUCGGAAUGCUUCUCGCCUCCAUUGGCGUCGAUGAGUGGGUUGAGCUGGUCAAGCGACAUCGCCUUCUUGCUGGGCGCCUUGAAUCAGUCAUAGGCGACUAUCGAGGCAGUCAUGCUAGCGUCGCGAGUUGA